UUUUAAAUUGAAAGAAUCAAAGAAAGAAGAUGAGAUGUGAUGUCACACCAAGCCAUAGAUAACGACAUAUUGAGAUUUUUAAUAUCAAUAAAUGGUUGAUGGUAUCCACUCUAACUGCACUGUAAUAAGACAGCUUGAUAAAGAUGUAAACACUCGUUUAUCUCCGGUUUUUGUUUUUUUUAUUUCCAGUCUAUGACACAGCUCCUAGGCUGUAUGACUUUGGGCCUGGAACAAUUGGUGCACCAAUGUUAUUUAGAUAUUCAUUCGACGAUGCAAGAAUGGGUCCUCCAUAUGAAUUUCGAUUCAAAUUUGCCCAAUUUCCACAAUAUGAUAAAACCCUUGUCUCAGAUCAAAAUGGUAAAGAUUACGUCGUAACAUUUGAAUCAGCGAAAGCUGGUAACUAUACAGUACAAAUCGAUGCAUGGUAUUCUCGUCAUGGAAUUCCUUUUCAUUGGAUAGGAACUCUUCACUCUACUUUCCAGCUUACAGAUUCACUAACUGGAACUAUAGCGGUAAAUGAUGAUGCAAGGAAAAAGGUUGUUUCCACUGCAGAGCCGUAUAAACUCACUGCCAGAAUGAGUUAUUAUUUCGGGUUCUUCAACUCAGCUGCUAUAACAUACAAAUGGAUUAUCAAUGAUGAACAACAAGAAGAAAGCAAAGAGGUUAUUGAACAUACUUUUUCUCGGCCUCAACUGAACAACAUUUCAGUGAUUGUUACAGCAACUAAAACCAAUGGAAGUCGUCUUAUACAAAAAUCUGGUACAUUCAACCUUACAUUGGAAAGCAAAGAUCCAAUUACUAAUUUGACUAUUGAUGGUCCAACCGAGGUUAAAGUGUUUGAAAGACUUCAACUGGACUGCAAAAUUCAUGGUGGAACACCUCCAUUUCAAUAUGACUAUUCCUCCUGGUUGGGAGUGAAGGGUAGAUUUCUGACUUAG
Molecule: messenger RNA, 938 nt
Organism: Tetranychus urticae (two-spotted spider mite)
Lineage: Eukaryota; Metazoa; Arthropoda; Arachnida; Trombidiformes; Tetranychidae
Source: RefSeq, a predicted model, not a curated record